Messenger RNA from Pseudoliparis swirei, 1160 nucleotides. It is a transcript of the gene rsph14, whose product is annotated as radial spoke head 14 homolog. The transcript has 6 exons. The record is from RefSeq and is a predicted model, not a curated record. Gene Ontology annotation, molecular function: protein binding. Lineage: Eukaryota; Metazoa; Chordata; Actinopteri; Perciformes; Liparidae. Bases 1 to 1044 code for a protein of 347 amino acids.
AUGGCCGGUGCUCUUACAGACCCGACGCUGGCUCCGGUGGCCUUCGGACGGCGCGCCGUGCCGCAGCUGUUCGGGGAUCUUCUUCAGCCGGAGACCCGCACGAGGCUCCGGGCUCUGGGGUCCCUCUGCGACCUGAUCCACGACCCGGAGCGGAUCUACCAGACCGCCAACGGGGGCUUUCUGGACCAGCUGGUAGUUUUGUUUAAAGAUGAAGAUUCUUCAGUCAGAACAAAAACAUGUGAGCUGCUUCACCUGCUGACGUCCCACAGCAUCGGCAGACAGGCCCUGCUGGCCUCCUGCCUCCUGCCUCCUCUGUCUCAGCUGCUGGACGACUCCUCGUCCUCCUGCAGGAGGAGCGUCCACUGCGUGCUAAGCCGCCUUGCUCUGCUGCCUGCAGGGGCCGCAGCUCUGCUGAGCCUGGUUCCUAAACUGAUGCUGAAGCUCAGAGAGCAUGAGGAGCAUGAGGAGGAGCAUGAGGAGGAGGUGCUGCUCCUCUCCACCAUCGGCUCCUGCUCCAGGCUGGACGCUCUGCCCGCUCUGGCUUCUGACGGCGUCUCGCUGCUGGGACGCAAACUGUCCCACCGCUCCCCGAACAUCCGCAGGGAGGCGGCUGGAGCUCUGAUGGCCCUCAGUGUGUGUGAGGACGGCAGACGGCAGGUGUGUGAGGAGGCGCUACUUCCUGUCCUGGUCGAGCUGCUGCAGGACGAAGACGUGGAGGUUCAGGCCAACGCCGCCGGAGUCAUCAUGUACACCGGGAUCAUCACCGCAGGUAAGCAGCGGUGUCUUGACCUGAACGUCAUCCCCGUUCUUCUGGACCUGGUGUCCAGAGAGAAGCAGGAGGAGGAGGAGGAGAGGAGGAGGAGAAAGGCCCUGGUCAUGUACUCCCUGAGGGCUCUGUCAUCGCUGGCGGAGGCUCCAGCCGGCCGCCGCCUCCUGCUGGAGCAGCUUCCCCUGCUGGUGAGGAGGAGCGAGGCAGCAGAGGAGGACCAGGACGUCCGGCGGGCCGCUCAGACCGCCGUCAGGGUCGUUACCUGGACUCCCUGAGACCUCCAGAACAGAGCCCCAAUAAACAAUGAUUAUUAUUCAUUGAUUAUGUAUUCUUAGUUAACUACCUGCCUCUGUUGCAUCGUGGGAAUUCAUUGAUUAAAAUAUGUCUUUUA